Molecule: messenger RNA, 719 nt
Organism: Chanos chanos (milkfish)
Lineage: Eukaryota; Metazoa; Chordata; Actinopteri; Gonorynchiformes; Chanidae
Gene: rcan3
Product: regulator of calcineurin 3
Exons: 4
Coding region: 1-699 (232 amino acids)
Biological process (GO): calcium-mediated signaling
Cellular component (GO): nucleus; cytoplasm
Molecular function (GO): nucleic acid binding; calcium-dependent protein serine/threonine phosphatase regulator activity
Source: RefSeq, a predicted model, not a curated record
AUGCUACGAGAUGGGGCUAAGUCCUGGAGUAAUGGCUCAGAGGCCUACAGCAGCGAUCCUGAGGAGGAUGAGGAAGAGGAGAUGUUGUUUGGGGAGAAUGAUGAAGACUCAGAAGAGAUGAUGGAUCUUAGUGACCUUCCUACGGCCCUGUUCGCCUGCAGUGUCCAUGAAGCCGUCUUCCAGGAAGAACGACAGCGGGAGCGCUUUGAGGCUCUCUUCAGGAUCUAUGAUGAGCACACCUCUUUCCAGAUGUUUAAGAGCUUCAGACGAGUGCGAAUCAGCUUCAGCACUCCGGAGGCAGCCGCACGGGCACGCAUCGAACUCCAUGAGUCGGAGUUCAACGGCACCAAACUCAAGCUGUACUUUGCUCAGGUGCAGAAUUCGGGCGAGGACGUGGAUAAGUCUUACCUGGCCCCUCCACAGCCUGUCAAACAGUUCCUUAUCUCUCCACCUGCAUCACCCCCCGUUGGGUGGAGCCAGAGUGAAGAUGCCACGCCUGUUAUAAACUAUGACCUUCUGUGUGCUGUAGCCAAGCUUGGCCCAGGAGAGAAGUAUGAGUUGCAUGCUGGCACUGAGUCCACGCCCAGUGUUGUGGUACAUGUCUGUGAGAGCGAGACCGAGGAAGAGGAGGAAGCUCGACCCAAAGCCAAGAUUGUCCAGACCCGCCGUCCGGACGGCCCACCAAAAGUCUACAACUAAAAGACCCUUACAGUACCUGC